This is a messenger RNA of Aspergillus calidoustus, 2321 nucleotides long. The record is from the annotation of a GenBank genome assembly. NCBI's taxonomy places the organism in Eukaryota, Fungi, Ascomycota, Eurotiomycetes, Eurotiales, Aspergillaceae.
GUCGGAAUUGAGGGGGUAAUGGCUAUUGAAUGCACAAGAAGAUCAUGAAACGUCGAGAUUCAGAGUUUCUCAUCUUACUCUAGGGUACUUUCCUGUCUCUUCCUCAUUUGACCUAACUCCAACCUAGCCAUGGCCUCAGAUCCCGUCGCUAUGGGCACUGACCAACCGAUGGAAGAACGCCGCCAUGCUCCCCAACCGGUCUCACGCAGUGCCCGCCGCAGAAGAAGAAGGAAGCUCCAGCAACGUUUUCUGUCAAUAGGGGAUCGAAUUUCUGGAGCUCAAAAUCACUCCAAUGCAGUCGCGAUAGAAAACCAGCCGCUCCUCUAUACAUCGACAAACGCGUCUGAUGGCGCCUUGCCAUCAAUGCUCACCGUAUCCGAGCAAAUUGAUCCAUGGGUUGAGUGGACAGCUCAUCGAUCAGCGUAUCCCAUGAGGCUGUACGGAACCAAAGUUCGUAUCCACGUGAAUGGCAGUCCAACCGCCGCGGCCGUUGUCAACAUGUACACGCCGAUGUAUCUCUCUGCCUUAGUACUCGCGCCGCUAGAUAUUGGGUUGGAUACAGAAACACCAGUCAAGAUGUCACUUAACGGCUGUCGAAAGAUAUCUAGGGUUACCCUUGACAGGAUCAACGCUUUGAGAAAGAUAACGUCGGUCUAUUUGUCGGCUACCGUGCCCAAAUACAUGCAGCAAGAGAAGGAUUAUAUGAUUCUGCUCCGUCCGGAUCAGCCACAUGACAAGUUGAGAACGUGGCUCGACAGGACUGACGUCGGGAGCGAUAAAAGAUGUAUGAAUAUUGUCGGGGAAAGCAUACCUAGUCUCUGUAUACCGAUACUUUUUCAUACACUCCAAAUGAGACUGGUGGCGGAAAGGCUCUGCAACACAGUUCUACAAAACGUCGGCUUUUCGAGCAUCGGGCAUGUGCUGCCUGCCAUCACAACCCCAUACACCAGAUCGCAGACCAACUACCAACGAUAUGAAUUUUUCGGCGACGCGAUCCUCAAAUACAUCGUCUCCUGCCAACUCUUUGUCGAGCAUCCUGACUGGAGCGAGGGAGACCUUUCCCAAAGGCGAGAUGAGCUUGUUUCAAACUCUCGACUUACGCGAGCUGGUCUCGAAAUCGGACUGGAUGCGUUCAUUCUAGACCAUAGAGUGAACUUAAGAAAUUGGUCGGCUCCAACUUGGUCUCGAAAAUAUAGAAGUAAUCGCUGCGCAGGAAGGCGGAAGAUGACCGCGAAGGUCCUGGCGGAUGUGGUGGAAGCCCUCAUCGGAGCCGCUUAUAUCGAUGGAGGUCUCCCGCGAGCCCACGCUGUUGCUCAGGUACUGCUGCCCGAGAUCCCCUCACAGGAGAUCCGAUUCCAGUCAAACUCAAGGGCUGAGGUGUCGAAUCUUGUUCAUCAGGACGUGCAAACAUGGCUCGGGUACAACUUCAAGAACCCGUCCCUUCUCGUCGAGGCCCUCACCCACCCUUCUUGCGCCGGUAAAAGCUAUCAGAGACUCGAGUUUCUUGGCGACGCUAUUCUAGACAUGAUCAUAAUCAGCAAGCUUGCCCGCCAUCCGGGCGAGAUGGCCCAGGGCGAGAUGAGCAUGAUCAAGCAUGCAGUCUCGAAUCGCAAUAUUCUGGCUUUCUUGUGUUUGGAACUUUCUUCCUGGGAUACGCUCCUCAAAACCACCACGGUAGAAGCUGAAAUAAAGCCAUCCGGACUCUGGAGCUUUAUGCGCUUUGGUGGUUCCCCCCUCGAACAAGAAGGAUCCCAGCGCGUAGUGCUCAGGCGGUACCUGGGCCUCCGCGAAGAGAUCGUCUUUGGCCUCCAGAAAGCGGAAGAGUACCCGUGGCAAGCGCUAAUCAAGCUCAACGCAGACAAAUAUUUUGCGGAUCUCAUAGAGAGUGCUCUGGGCGCUAUAUUUGUCGACUCGAGGGGCGACCUCACGGCCUGUGAGAUGUUCUUGGAAAGAAUAGGUCUUCUCGGUUGUCUUGAUCGCAUUAUGCGCGAUGGUGUCGAUAUCGCUCAUCCGAAGAAUGUUGUGCAAAGGCUUUCGAGGGCGCUGGCAAAGUUCGAUGUCGAGCGAACGUUGACUGCAGAAGGCUCUGAUGCUACCUAUGGGUGCACGGUUAGUAUUGGUGAUGUUAGCAUUGCGGUAGCUAGAGCGUGCUUGUGUCAUGAAGAGGCAGAGGUCGAGGCUGCAGUUGCCGCAAUUCGACGCUUGAAGCAGACUCCGCUGGAUGCUCUUGUGGCUACAAAUACUAAGAAUGAUGUAAAUAGUGCGGUCAAUCCGCUAUGGAACAACACCUUAUAAGUGAAAUUCAAGAAGCUAUAUGGAGG